This is a messenger RNA of Cicer arietinum (chickpea), 612 nucleotides long. RefSeq names its product alpha-L-arabinofuranosidase 1-like. The record is from RefSeq and is a predicted model, not a curated record. Gene Ontology annotation, molecular function: alpha-L-arabinofuranosidase activity. Lineage: Eukaryota; Viridiplantae; Streptophyta; Magnoliopsida; Fabales; Fabaceae.
AUGUAUUCAUCUUCAACUGAAUUUCUAAUACGAUUCAACGAUUUACAAUUUACAAUUCACUAUUCAGAUUUAGCGAUUCAGAUUAAGGGAUUCACGAGUGUCACCCAUAAUGAUGAAGUUGACACAACUGUCGUUUUACCAUUUAUAUAUGAAGAUCUUGAUGGAAUUGAGUUUGCGAGAGGUGAUCCAACUUCAAAAUGGAGUUCCAUUAGAGCUUCUAUGGGACACCUGGAGCCAUUUAACAUGAAAUAUGUUGUUGUUGGAAACGAGGGUUGCGGAAAAAAUAACUAUCUUGGAAACUAUUUGAAAUUCUAUAUUGAGAUAAGACGCGCUUAUCUAUAUAUCGAAAUUAUCUCAAACUAUAAUGGUUCUUCAACGCCUCUAGAUCACCCUGCCGAUAUGUAUGAUUAUCGUAUUUAUACAAGCGCGAAUGACAUGUUUUCUAGGGUUACAAUAUUUAACCAAGUAACACGAAAUGGUCCAAAGACAUUUGUAAGUGAGUAUGCGGUGACUAGAAAGGAUGUUGGGCAAGGAAGUCUUUUGGUAGCCCUAGCUGAAGCCGAGUUCCUUAUUGGACUGGAAAAUAAUAGGUUUAGUGAAGUUUCUUAUUAA